This is a messenger RNA of Lepus europaeus (European hare), 1719 nucleotides long. It is a transcript of the gene WFIKKN2, whose product is annotated as WAP, follistatin/kazal, immunoglobulin, kunitz and netrin domain containing 2. Gene Ontology annotation, biological process: negative regulation of transforming growth factor beta receptor signaling pathway. Gene Ontology annotation, cellular component: extracellular region. The record is from RefSeq and is a predicted model, not a curated record. Gene Ontology annotation, molecular function: transforming growth factor beta binding; receptor antagonist activity; serine-type endopeptidase inhibitor activity. Bases 1 to 1719 code for a protein of 572 amino acids. The transcript has 2 exons. Lineage: Eukaryota; Metazoa; Chordata; Mammalia; Lagomorpha; Leporidae.
AUGUGGGCCCUGGGGUGCCGCCGCCGGCUCUGGACCCGCUGGGGGCUGCUGCUGCUGCUGCUGCUCGGGGUGCCCCCACGAGGCCUGGCGCCGCCACCCAUCCGCUAUUCCCACGCUGGCGUCUGCCCCAACGACAUGAACCCCAACCUCUGGGUGGAUGCACAGAGCACCUGCAAGCGGGAGUGUGAGACCGACCAGGAGUGUGAGACCUACGAGAAGUGCUGUCCCAACGUGUGCGGGACCAAGAGCUGCGUGGCAGCCCGCUACAUGGACGUGAGAGGGAAGAAGGGCCCGGUGGGCAUGCCCAGGGAAGCCACGUGCGACCACUUCAUGUGUCUGCAGCAGGGUUCUGAGUGCGACAUCUGGGACGGACAGCCCGUGUGCAAGUGCCGAGAUCGCUGUGAGAAGGAGCCUAGCUUCACCUGCGCCUCGGACGGCCUCACCUACUACAACCGCUGCUACAUGGAUGCCGAGGCCUGCUCCAAGGGCAUCACACUGGCCGUCGUCACCUGCCGCUAUCACUUCACCUGGCCCAACACCAGCCCUCCGCCGCCCGAGACCACCGUGCACCCCACCACGGCCUCCCCCGAGACCCCCGGGCUGGACAUGGCGGCCCCGGCCCUGCUCAACCACCCCGUGCACCAGUCGGUCACUGUGGGGGAGACGGUGAGCUUCCUCUGUGACGUGGUGGGCCGGCCCCGGCCCGAGAUCAGCUGGGAGAAGCAGCUAGAGGAUCGGGAGAACGUGGUCAUGUGGCCCAACCACGUGCGUGGCAACGUGGUGGUCACCAACAUCGCCCAGCUGGUCAUCUACAACGCUCAGCCCCAGGAUGCUGGCAUCUACACGUGCACGGCUCGGAAUGCUGCCGGGGUCCUGAGGGCGGACUUCCCGCUCUCAGUGGUCCGGGGGGGCCAGGCCGCGGCCACCUCCGAGAGCGGCCCCAACGGCACAGCCUUCCCGGCAGCUGAGUGCCUGCAGCCCCCUGACAGCGAGGACUGUGGUGAGGAGCAAACCCGCUGGCACUUCGAUGCCCAGGCCAACAACUGCCUCACCUUCACCUUUGGCCAUUGCCACCGCAACCUCAACCACUUCGAGACCUACGAGGCCUGCGUGCUGGCCUGCAUGAGUGGGCCGCUGGCCGUGUGCAGCCUGCCGGCUCUGCAGGGGCCCUGCAAGGCCUACGCGCCUCGCUGGGCCUACAACAGCCAGACGGGCCAGUGCCAGUCCUUUGUCUACGGCGGCUGCGAGGGCAACGGCAACAACUUCGAGAGCCGCGAGGCCUGCGAGGAGUCGUGCCCGGUCCCCCGUGGCAACCAGCGCUGCCGUGCCUGCAAGCCCCGGCAGAAGCUCGUCACCAGCUUCUGCCGCAGCGACUUCGUCAUCCUGGGCCGGGUCUCUGAACUGACCGAGGAGCCGGACUCGGGCCGCGCCCUGGUGACCGUGGACGAGGUCCUGAAAGAUGAUAAGAUGGGCCUCAAGUUCCUGGGCCGUGAGCCACUGGAGGUCACCCUGCUGCACGUGGACUGGGCCUGCCCCUGUCCCAAUGUGACGGCAGGGGAGACGCCACUCAUCCUCAUGGGCGACGUGGAGGGCGGCAUGGCCAUGCUGCGGCCUGACAGCUUCGUGGGUGCGGCCAGCGCCCGGCGGGUCCGAAAGCUCCACGAGGUCGUGCACAAGAAGACCUGUGACGUCCUCAAGGAGCUCCUGGCCUUGCCCUGA